Messenger RNA from Pomacea canaliculata, 7504 nucleotides. RefSeq lists its product as uncharacterized. The coding region runs from base 592 to 6726 and encodes 2044 amino acids. Gene Ontology annotation, biological process: protein phosphorylation. The record is from RefSeq and is a predicted model, not a curated record. Lineage: Eukaryota; Metazoa; Mollusca; Gastropoda; Architaenioglossa; Ampullariidae. The transcript has 27 exons. Gene Ontology annotation, molecular function: ATP binding; RNA binding; protein tyrosine kinase activity.
GUGAACAGCGAGGUAUACUUAAUACUGCACAUAAGAAGAAAAGAAGAAAAACUUUUAACGCAGCAGCAUUGCUUAAACAGAUACGCUUUUACACGCCAUAUUGCCACAGGUAGGAUAAGGACAAUAAUAUUACUGUAUAGCCUGUGCUUGGUGAAAAACCUGAUGGUUGAGCUUUGCUAAUUCCUUUCAGGACUCGUCAUUGCAGCUUCUAAUAAUGAGAUUGUGGUGUAGACUUCAACCAUACAGCUGCCAUUCAGGAAAAGAGAAGCCUCCAAACACUGUGUAAAUUUUUGAGAUAUUGCCGUUAAUAUUUGACCCUGUGUUGCUCUCAGCAUUGACCAGCAGUUUCUCGAAAAUGUAGCUUCUGUGACCCAUAAUAUCAGGUAUCUCGGCAGCCAAAAUAAAAAUCUACUCAUCAGGCUAGAUGUUCCUUCGUGCGACACGCAAUGACGCUGAUACACAGCUACAGGCACAGAUAUAGCAAUUGUGGAUCAGGACAACAAGCAGAGAUAUCGUAUAGCUUCGCUGCAGUUUUAUUCAGUUGGUGAAAUCAACUUGAUUUAUAUCUGACAUGGCGGACACCUCUAUCACAUGAAAGCAGCAAAGAUGUCAGCCCUGCAGAGCAGUAGGCUCCUGCCUGUAGAUGUGGCCAGAGCAGUAUUUAAACCUGUACCCGAUCUAUAUCGGGGUGCAGAGUGUCCAGUGCUAUAUGUGCGCGAGUCUUUUUUCACGCCAACUUCAGAAGAGAUUAUCAGAGGAAUUUCCAACGAAACUGAUAGCCUGGAGCAGUGGAUAUUAUCAUCAGACAUUACAGAUUCACGUGUCUUGUUUUUCAUUCUUCACGAAGCAAUCCCCAAGAUUUACAGUCGACAGCAGAUUGUUCAACUCGCACGCCUGGCAAGGAUUCAGCAUCCCAUAAUUCGAGAUUUCACCUUGCAUUCCAUACAACUACUGCUUUUAAGUCAGAGCCCCAUAAUAUUCUCUACGGACGAAUUGAGAAACACCGAGAUCUGCUUGUUUCACCUUUUGUCAGAGGUACUUACAUCACAUGAUGAUGCCACAGUCUACACCCUUGUCACAUACCUUCUGGCGCUAGUCACUUAUAUCAUGACAUGUCAUGAAGAAGAAAAUGAUGAAGAAUGCGAUCGUCACUUGACUGCCAUCACGGAUCGAGACCUUUUUAAGGAACUGAAGGAAGCAUCGGAGGAAAGUAAAAGGAAGUUGGGAGGUCAAUACACAGAUGAGUGGAUCACAGUCCUGCACAUGCACCUGUCACAGUGGGAGCAAGAAAAGUGUACAAAACUUAAUGAUAGAAUAAGCGCCAGUAACGGUUUAAAAGGUAAUGGUUGGAACCAGCCAAACAAGGAGGCCAGGGAAGAAUUUGAACUACUGCUUCUUAUUUCAACUCUAAUUAAGCUUAACAGAGAAUGGAGCAGCACCUUGCACCCUCAGCGCAUGCUUUGCAUGAUCCAGAAAUUCAAAGAAAAAGACUUCACAAGGAAAUCACUUAAAGUUUUGUCAGCAAAUAUCAGUAUUUAUGGACUGUGUCGGUUUUUGGAGCAAGAAAUAAGACCAGCAAAAAUGAUGUCUAGUAGAACAUUUACUGAUGUCAUAAAUGAGGCAAUGGCCCUACUGUCUCACUUGAUUUUGUGGCUUGACAAUGAGGAUCAAACUUGGGUACUUGGCAAACUGACUAUGCUACUCCUCCAUCACAACGAGCACAUACGGAAGCAGUCUACAAAGCUGUACAACCUUGACGGCAUACAUGCAUGCACGACCUCCAGUUUGUGGAAAAGAUUGCUAGAGACUACGCAACAUCUUUUGUGUCCUAUGCUGCAUGAUGUAAAUGCAGAUAAACUACAAAAUGGGCGCUUUGGCUGGACAGUGAUAAAGCACAACUUUGGUGGUGAUGAAAACCAUGUUUUGACUCAUGUCUUAUGUCCUUCGAUCGAAGAGCACCAGAAUGAAAUCUGCUGUAGUUUGAAAGAUGAGAGAUUGAAUGAACUUCUACUUCUCGAGAAGCUUAAUCAUCCUCAUAUUGUACAGCUUCAAGCCUUCAAUGAUAGCUGCUGGCCGCAGUUCUACAUCACUGAAGACUACCUGACUUGUGCACUGCAGACAACCCUUGUCAACAAAAGUAGAAAUGGCCACUUUUUCUCCUUAACAGAGUUAAUAAUCUUUUUGAUGGAAACCAUGGAAGGAGUGCAGUAUAUCCACAACAACAAUAUUGUGCACAGGGACUUGACAGCCGCAAACGUCUUCAUCAGCGCAAGCAGACAGGUCAAGCUGAGUGGACUUAUCCAUGCUCGUGAAGUAACAGGAGACACGAUCACAGAUUACAAAUGCUCAUUCAUACCAACAAGAUGGAGUGCCCCUGAGUCCCUGAAAAGAGGCGUGUUCUCUAAAAUGUCUGACAUGUGGAUGAUCGGCCAUCUACUCUAUGAAGUGCUGACGCACGGCCGACUGCCUUAUUCUGAGAUGAAGCAAAGUGACACAGAACUGAUGCCAAUGGUGGUAGACGGCAGGAGAAGACUUUGUGAAGAAGCGUGUAUUCCCGGUCCUGUCCGCGAUCUCAUUGUCCAACUGACGACCAUACAGACCUCGUCACGUCUAGCAGAAGUCAAGGUUGUCAGCGAUGUACUGCACACUCUUCCUAUGCAGGAUGAUUUGAAAAAUGCAACAUUUCCAGAUAUAAGCAGAGAAGGUGAAGGAGCAACAGAACAUAAAAAGGGACCUGUGACUACAGUGAAUGAGAUGUUUUUGAAAAGCAGCGAUAAUAUGACGAGAACUGUGAUAGAUCUUCUCGAUGAUCACAAUAUUGGCCAAAAUGAUCACCUGCUGACUCACCAAGAAAAGUUUACAGAAGCAUGCCAAGAAGAUUUUUGUUUUGUUUUACCACUUCUUACCAAAGAUUAUCUGCCUGGAAUACCCCAGUUGAUUGCCCAGCCAAAGACGACCUUAGAGGGAACUGAGAUUUCUUUUGUCGUUAUGGCAGAGAACGGGAUGUGUUCCCUUGAAAAGGCCGUCGAGACAAGAUGGCUAGGAAACAGCAUCGAUAAGUACAUCGAGUGUCUUGAAAGAAUUGCUUCAGUCAUCGCCACUUUACACGCACGUCGACUCGUUUUGUGUGAUUUUUCUGCAGACAUGAUCUACAUUGAGAAAGAUUCAACGUCUGAGCAUCUGAAAAAUGUCUGGAUUGCAUCCAUUGCCAAUAUGCGCAUCCUCCAGGAGUGCACUGACGAGGAAGAUCAGCACAAACAAAUGCCUCAACAUUGCAAACCCUCUAGCAGGAUGGCACCAGAAGUUGUCAUGGGUGGGCACUACUCACCCUCCUCUGACGUCUUUUGUUUUGGUCACUUGAUGAGCUGGCUCUUCGAUGCCCUCUAUAAACCUAAAGAUUAUAUUGGCGACUCUAUGUCUUACCAUUCUCCAGCAAUCCCAGAAUCAAAGAUCGAGAGAGGAGCCUUGGGCGCUAGGUCAUUGCCAAUGACACCCUGUGUUUGUACCGACGAAAUUUAUGGUCUCAUGGCGCAGUGCUUGAAAGAUGCAAAAUCUGAGCGAAUUUCAAUAGAAUCUUUGCUUCAAAAUCUCCCGAGAUUGAAAGAGUCUCACCUCACAGGAAGCCAUUGUAACAACUCAAUAGAGGAUGAUACUUCAUCAUAUAAACCUAUUUCGCUUCUGCUAAAUGAAGAAAACAAGAACACGUAUGCUCAAGAGAUCCUUUCUAACAACUAUCUGCACAAGAACGAUUCAAAACAAAAGGUUGUAAGCACUGAGGAAGAUUCGAACAUUUUUCAUAUGAGUGAAAGAUUUAAAAACACACCCUGCGAAGAACAUACCAAAAAUAUGGUUUCCUUUUCGGAUGAUGCUUUGGACGACUUUGACAGAAACAAUACAUCUUAUAGCCCAAUGAGACAAGUACCGAGUAUUUCAAAAUAUGAUGUUAAAAAGAAAGCCUUGCCAUCAGUGUUAGAGGGCGAAAAGUUGAUUGAUAUUUUGAGCAAUAAGUUACCCACAUACGAACGAACAAUCAUUCCAGAACCAGGAAUAGAUUUCCAGUGGCCAUCAGCAAUACGCGGGAAUCCACCAGUAGAUGCUUCUCUAAAGUAUUCAUCUUUUGAGGGAUUUUCACCAUUAUCUUCAUGCAAAUCGAUGUUGCCACCUUCAGUCCCUUUUCUGCCUGACACACCUAUAUUCGGUGAUCAAGAAUGUAUACGGCUAAGCAAUCAGGAAAAAAAAUGCGUUACAGAAAACCCAGACUCUAAUUGUCCAGUACGGAAAAAAGGAAGAAGUCAGUCAGCCGCCGUUAAAGAAUAUUUAUAUGAUGUAGAGGAAACCUUGUGUAAUCUUGUGAAUUUGAAGGAAAUCAAAGAACGGUCAGGUGCAAAGCUAAGCAUUCAAAUUUCAAAGCAACCGGGUAAGAAAACUUUUGCGAUCCGUGGCACCCGCAGUCAAAUUCAGAAAGCCUUGGAAAUGUUAACCACUAGGACAGGGAUAAAGGAUGAAGUUCUGGCGAAAGCGCUAAACGACUGGCUUCACUGGGUUGAAAACUCAUUUCCUGACCUCGAACGUCGAGCCCAUUUCCUGCCGCCAGUCUGCAUGAGACGAGUACCAACAAGUGAAGAUGUGUUUGCAAACCAGAAGGUUUUCUUGCUAGGAGGUAAGCACGACAGCCAAGGGGCACAAGUUUCUACUCCACUUUCUGUACAGGAGAGUGACAUGAUGGACGAUGAAGCCUUACAGCGAGUCCUCUUCAAUCUCACGAAGUUCUCGACUAUUUACCCUGAAGUGUUCAUGUGUCUCAGCCAAUUUCCGUUUGGCUCGUAUCUGGGUGAACAAUGCUUUUAUCCGGCUUCUUCUCAUCUUCCAUUGCCCACAAACUUGGACUUAACAAAAAAAGUAGAACAGAGCUGUAGGCAAGGUGACUUUGAUGUUCUCCUUAUUCACAGAGUCUACGGCUUUGUUAUAAUCGAGAUAAAGGCUGUAGGUUACAACAUUGAAAAAUCAACUGAUAAGCGUCUCGAUGUGGCGAAAAAACUGAAACAAGCUGUUACUCAGUUGGACAAAGCGAAAACAAUGCUGGAACACCUGGUAUCAGACAUUGCUCCCGGAGUGCGCAUCACUAAAUUCAUCGCUUGUCCCAAUCUACAAACAUACCAGCUACACGAAGUCCUGAAUAUUAAUCAAAACCUGUUAAAGGAUCUCCAUCAAUGUUCCGAACGAGCGAAUUCCGCUGACGUUUCAAGUAUGAUUCUCUGUGAUGAUCAUCUGUAUGCUACUGGAAAAUCAGAAAGUGUCAAUGACACUAAGAUGAAGAAUCUGUUAAAGUGGUGGAAUGAUUUUAUUGCUGAAUAUGGACCUGACCCACUGUUACAAAGCCAUCCUGACUUGUAUAAGAAGCUGAUAGCAAGGUUUUGUGGACCAGCCUCUACUGUAAAAGUGCGGUGUAUAACAGAGCCUCGUGUGUCCAUCAAAACACUAGACCAGGCAGUGGCUAUUGUGGGAGAUUGUUACACGGCUCAUAUUGUACUCCAUCCAAAGCAACUCAAACUCCUACAAAGCUCUUUUCCAAGGGUUUUUAUUGCUGGCCCUCCUGGCACAGGGAAAACUGUUGUACUGCUCCUGAAAGCCACAGAAUGGUUACUACAUGGCAACAAUGUCUGUAUUUUGAGUACCUGGGAACGUAGUGUUGCUGCAGCAUUCAUGAUGUACCACCUGCUGAAGCACACACUUUCAACACAACUAAGUACUGACAAUCCUGGAAGUGUUGAAAUGCUAAAGAUGAAUAUUGAAGAUGAUGAGAGUAAGAAAUCAGCCAUAUUCCAUCUUACACAAGCGGCUAGCAAAGGACCCCUUUGUGUCAUUGCUGAUGAAGUCGGACCUAUUGCUGAGUUUCAGAGUCACAUUUUCCCAGAAUUUUGCGACGAGCUGGUGCAAAGUAAUAAGGAGCAAUGUCACAUUCUGCAUUUGUGGGCUGCAAGCUGUCAGCAUAAUAUUGCACCAGUGGAACUACAAGAUUCAAAUUUAGGAAACUGGGAAAUUAAAUAUUUUACAAAACCACUUCGCUCACCGCCGUCUGUCAUCAGAGAAGUCGAAAGGGCAACGGAAAUCAGGCGACGUAAAGUUCUUCGGUAUACUGAAAGAGGGGUGCCCGAUCAUACAGACGGUCCUCCCGUGAAGUGGAUGAAUCGCAUAUGUAUGGAUCAUGAUUCCGAAGAAAUUAAAGACUGUUUAGUUUGUGGGAGAAAUGUGGCCAGCUUCCUGUAUGAAGAACUCAGGCUGGUUAAGUCCACUGCGCCAGAUAGGACUGUGUCACCUACAACUGACAGUUGCUCAGAUGAGCGUAUUGCUACACCAAAUCUCGAGUUUAAAGACGUGAUGAUUUUGUACCGGGGAGACCUUCGAGAAGAUUCCGCCAUAAUAAUGGCACUCUUGGAAGCCGGUGUGCCAGUAAAGGUGAUGAAGGAAUCGGACAUCGAGGAUGUGGCAACAGCUUCCAGUAAUGUCUUAUGGGCAGCAAGACAACACCUUGUUAACGGCUUGGAGAAAAAAGUCGUGGUAUGUCUGGGCAAUUAUGAAGAUAACGAUAGUAGGUAUCCAUCCACCCGACUUCAAGCAAUGUCGAGGUGUUCAUCACAGCUGGUAGUUGUGUGCCCUGAAACCAAUGGAACUGGUCAACAAAAACUGCAAGGAGCUGCUUUUUCUGUAGAGACAGCUAUAUGGUGAACAUGUGAAUGUCUUUCAGCUGCGUAAACUAAGUCACAAACUUAUAUAUAUAUAGUCCUUGUACAAUCGUGACAAUUUAUAAUGGAGUGCAAUGUCUAUUUAGGUUAAACUGACCUUAGAAAUCGUAUAGUAGUGAAACAUUGACACUUUGUUAAGCCCACAGGGCUGUGUAUAUGCCUUUUAUUGUGGUGCAGUCAUGAUAAACCUCAUUGGUCAAAUACUGAAAGAAUGAACGGUUCAUGUACUGCACUACUUUCCUCUGUAGAUUUGCACAGAGCCAUAAAAACUUACAUAUACACAAUUGCCAGAAAACAAAGUACUAGUUUUUUUUAUAUUUUUAUAUUUUUUUUUACAGAACAGAAAACAGUAUUCCAAAUCUUGCUUAUUUUCAUUCGCUCGCUCAUUCCCUCGGUCACUCAGUGAGUGAUGGGCAAUAAUCCAUGUCAUUGUCUGUAUAAAGGUAUUUCUUCUCUCUGCUAUUUUUGUAAAUUUUAGCAGUAGUUCAGCAGAAAGUCUAUAGCUAUAAAAAUUAACUCUUAACAUGAUCUCAAAUUAGGGGAUAAAGAUAUUACAAGCCAGACUAACAGUUGCUAGCUGUAUAGAAAUGAGUAUCUGUUAAUAUAAAUCUGUAUAUAUAUAAAGCACAAUGGAGCCUUGGUUAACAAACACAAUCCGUUCUGGAAAGUUGUUCGUUACUGGAAACGAUUUUCUCCCAUUAGAAAUGAAGGAAAUAGAUUUAAUUGGUUCCAAGCCCCUGUUGACUUGCUAAUAUUUGAAC